Messenger RNA from Toxoplasma gondii ME49, 3256 nucleotides. Its product is annotated as protein phosphatase 2b regulatory subunit, putative. Gene Ontology annotation, molecular function: calcium ion binding; calcium-dependent protein serine/threonine phosphatase regulator activity. Bases 2030 to 2563 code for a protein of 177 amino acids. The transcript has 5 exons. Lineage: Eukaryota; Apicomplexa; Conoidasida; Eucoccidiorida; Sarcocystidae. The record is from RefSeq and is a predicted model, not a curated record.
CAAAACUUUUCUUUCUUCUCCUCUCGUUUUCUUCUCUUUCUCUCCGCUCUUGCUCCUUAUCGACUCUUUUUCUCUCCUAUAUUUUCUCGUCCUCUUUCUGUCCUUUCUUCCGCUUUCUCUCCUUUCUUAUUCUUCCUAUGCUUUCGAUCUUCUCCUUUCGUUCGCCGCUCCUUCCUUCUUGCUCUCUCCUGUUCGCCUUUCUUUUCGCUCCCCUCUUUGCUGGCCUCUUCCAUCGAUCGAUCCUUGGCUGCUGCGCUUCCAUCUCCCUUUCGGUUCUUCAAGCAAAGCAAUGCGGAACCUCGAGGAAGACGCGGCACUGGAGAGAAGAAGCCGCCCAGCGAAAGUCAGAGUGGAGAGCGCGAGCAGCGAGGCAUUUUCUCUGUCUGCAGGACGAGAAAAGGGUGCCACGAGAGGAGAGAGGGAAGAAGAGAAGGCGGAGGGGGAGUAAAGAAGAAGGGAAACCAAAGAGGAGACGCGCUGGAAAGACCGCGAGGAGCAGAGGAAGAACGGUCGAGGCAGAGACAGGGAGACAGUGAAGGGAGAGGAGGACAGUGGUACAGAGAAAAGGCGCGAGAAGCUUGAGAGCGAGAGAGAAGAGAGGAAGCUUUGCAAAGCAAGCCAGAAGGCGAGAGAGCUACACCCAAUCCGCAGGUCUCGGCGGUGUCUGGUAUUAUACCUGGGGGAGGGGAGCAAGACACACGGAGGCCGCGAGGACGCAGAAAAGAGCAAGUGGAAGAGAAAACGGACAAGGCGAGGCGAAAAGAAGAAAGAAGAAAGGGGGAGAAAGACACGAGGAGAGAUAAAGCGGGGAGUGGGGGGAGCUCUCACGUUUCUCCCAGCCUUUGCUGCGGGGCCGUAUACAGCCAGCUGCUUCACCGACACACACCUAUUCGUCCGUUUGAGGGAUAUCGGGGAAGCGUUUGCUGUCUCUGCGGGAGUUACUUUUGUUGUUUUUUGGAACUCCGAGCUCCAAACUCGUCUCGGCCUUUCUGGGCCUCCGUGGAGGAAAACUCCGAAACACCACAGAAAACCAACGGAGGCUUUCGAGCGCUUCUGCCCGCUCUCGCGGCUUCCGACCAGCGCGCGCCUGCACCCUCUGGAGUUCUUUCUCUCUUUCUUGACUUUUCGCAGACAAAGAACUCCCCUCGCUGGGAUUCUGACUCGUUUUCUGCUCUUCUCCUCCUCUCUUCCCCCCAGUCUCUUGCCUUCCUCUUCUUCUCUGGAGGCUCUCCGACGAGCUCUGCGCUCUGAGGUGGAUUUGCACCUGACCGCUCGACGGCUAUAUAAAAGAGUCGCGAGCUCGGCGCUCUGAGGGGUGCGGCUUUGAGCGGGAGGAGAGACGCCGGCGACGUUUCUUUACCGCCAGCUUUUUGAGUUUUCUGCGAAUUUCCAUUUCCAGGGAUCGAAGCGAGAAACGAAAUCCGGUGCAAAAAGAAAACGCCGCAAAAAGGUUCCCCUUCCUCCGCCAGUCGGUCGUGGUUCCCGUGAGGACACCGCGUCCUUCUCAAAUUCUCGCCGAGUCAAACUCCGCGAAAUAGUUUUCCUUCCUUCUCUACACACGAGAGGACGCAACGCGCUCUCUUUGCCUUUCUCGUUUUCUGCUUGUUUCCCUCCUGCGCCUCCUCUUUUUUUCUCGAUCCGUUCGCUUCCCUCGUUGCCCCCGCCGAGGCUUCUCCUCCGUGCUCCUUGUUUUUUCCUCCAGCUUCGUCGUUUUUUUCUCGUCUUCCUCACACACGGGAGAACUGCUCUCUCUCUCUCCCCUCACGGGUCACCCUGUUACCUCGACCCUUUUUUCUUUCUUUUUUGCCUCUCUUUCUUCUUUCUUCUGGCACGCCUCCUUUGCGCCUCGCCUUCCUGGAUAACACUGCCGCCGAGGGAUCCGUCUUCACCUUUUUUCUGGUCCUCGGUUCCUCGUUCUGUUUUUCUCGCCUGGCUCGCGCGCAUCCUUCUCUCGACGUCGUUCCUCGUUUUCUCUGUUUCUUUUCAUUUCUCCUCCCUCGUCUCUUUUCUCCUCUCCACUGACGACACCAUGGGAAACGCGCAGGGACGGCUGAGUCCUCAGGAGCAGAUGGACUUGCUCCACGCCGCGAACUUCAGCGAACGCGAUUUGAAGAAACUGUACAAACGCUUCAGAGCCCUCGACACCAAUCAGAACGGCGAACUGGACACCCACGAGCUCUUCGACGUCCCCGAACUUGCCGAUAAUCCUCUGGUGAAGCGCGUCCUGUCGAUCUUCGACACAAAUGGCGACGGCAAAGUGUCAUUCGUCGAGUUCCUCGUAGGCCUCUCCAAGCUGGCCGCGAACACCGACGAGUUCCAGAAAACGAAGUUUGCGUUCGACGUCUACGACAUCAACAAAGACGGAAGCAUCAGUAAUGGCGAGCUGUUCGCGGUCAUGAAAAUGAUGGUCGGGAGCAACUUGAACGAUCAACAGCUGCAGCAGCUGGUGGACCGGACAAUCGUCCAGGCAGACAAAGACGGCGAUGGAAUGAUUUCUUUUGACGAGUUCCGCGAGAUGGUUUCUCACAUUGAUAUCGCAGACAAGCUGAGAGUGGAUCUGUGAAGAGUUCCUCUCGCUUCGAGACGUUCGCCUGCGCGUCCUGCAGAGCGGAAGGAGGGAGGAAGCGCACCAUUCAUCUCGUCGAUUUUCGCAGCUUCUCAUCGGCGCAGUCCCCGCAGCGGCGUUCUCUCGCGUUGUCGCUUCUCGCUUCUCCUCCUCGAGACGCGCGCAACCUUCGCGCUCUUUCUCUUCUCUCUUCCGUUCCACUGGGGAAGAGCGUCGAGAGAGAAGCAGAGAAGAAGAAGAACGGGAAGCGAGAGCCGAGCAGGAAAAAUGAUCACUGAAUAAGAAGACCGAGGUGAAGGCGAGCGAUAGGAGGCCAGAGGAGGGCAAAGGAAGGAGACGAAGAACAGGGAGAGUCUCAAGGUGGGGAGGAAGACGAGGAAGUUGGCCUUUGGGGAGGAGAGCGCGACAAAGUCCAGCGAGGGGAAGGAGACUUGAAAAAGGAACGUUUUUCGCUGUACAAUAUCAUGGAACUUCCAGUUUUUAUUUGCGGGGAAGAAAAGGGAUGCAGACAGGCAGUGCGUCUUUCACACUCUUCUCUUUCACAGGUAUACGCAACUUGCAUGCUGGCACAUACUCACCUGAACUCGCGCGUUGUUGUUUCGUUUUUCUUUUUUAAUUGACUGUGGGAGCUCAACGCCUUCGCCGCAUCCUCGAAUGCAGACAUGCGCGGAAAAACAAGAGCUCCGUGAG